This is a messenger RNA of Spodoptera exigua (beet armyworm), 3448 nucleotides long. The record is from the annotation of a GenBank genome assembly. NCBI's taxonomy places the organism in Eukaryota, Metazoa, Arthropoda, Insecta, Lepidoptera, Noctuidae.
CAGUGACAUUGAGGAGUUGUUGUUUGGAUUUGUAUUGUUCGAAUUUAGAACACGCGCUAAUCGCGCUAUUGAAGAUUUAUUCGUGACCACGUAUUUACUGUAUUGAUUCCCGCCAAAAACUUAUAAGUAAAACAGUCUUAACUCAACCAAAUAAUAUAAUUGUUGCAAAAAUGGGUAAAAAAACACAAGCCAAUGUGAACAAGAAUAAAGAAAAACGCCAGGCAAGAAAGCAGGAGCAACGUAGGAUCGCAGAUGGAAUGUCAAGCGUAAAUUCAGCCAAUAAAUUGAAGGAUUUGGCUACACUGUGCAAAGAACUCCUUGUUUACCGGAAUAAUGAAUUAGAAGUAGAAAUGUACAUCCAGCGGGUCACUGAACUGGACAAAAACGUGCUUCAGUGGGCAAUUGACCUAACUGAGAGGAAUAUGAAACAUUUAUAUGAGACCUGCGCCUGGGGUUGGAAUCGAGACCGGAAAGUGGAGGAGAUGACAGAUGAAGGUGCAUGGUAUCUCAUUGCAAGAGAAAAGAAUGGAACACUCCUUGCAUUCUCACAUUUCAGAUUUGACAUGGACUUUGGGGACCCAGUUCUUUAUUGUUACGAGGUGCAGGUAGAAGCAGAUGGUCGACGACGCGGUCUUGGGCAGCGCGUGCUCAGUGUCCUUGAGAAGCUCGCUGACGCCACGCGCAUGCGCUGUGUACGCCUUACUGCGCUCACGCACAAUCCCUCUGCAUCUGCGUUUUUCAGAGCUUGCGGGUACAGUCUAGACGAAACAAGUCCAGGCAAGGACGAGGCAGCUCACUACGAGAUCCUAAGCAAGUUGACUGAGAACCAGCAAGAUGGCGACGCGUCACAGGAGAAAUGUCCUCUUAGCGAUGGCAUGAAAGCCGUGCAAGUAGGCAAUCCGCAAUGACAAUAACUAGUCAAUAUAAUAUAUUAGCUCCAUUUUCCUAUAGACUCAAUCUUGUAGGUGUUUCUUUAGAAAAAUCAUUUAAUAUUUUUUCUAACAACAAACCUAAUUUUCCGGAUUUGUAACUUUUAUAGCAUCUUAAUUAUCCAUUAUCCCUUGGUGUAUUGAUUAAGUGAGGAUAGUACAUUGUCUUAUUAUAAGACGAAUUAUAAUUUGACUGAGUUUUUAAAGAAACUGUUUUUAACUGAGUUUUUAAAGAAACAAUCAAAAUAGUAAUAAUAAUUAUGACUCUUUAGAUAGAUAAGUCGUGUUUGUGUUCUAAUGUUCCAAGGAGUUGGAAUCUAUAUUUAAGACUUACCUUAAUUUAGCACAAUAAACUGUAACUGAAAACCAAUAUUAUAAACAUUCUUUCCAAUGACUUCUACGGUCAAAAGUGCAAACACACUCUACCAAUGCAAUGAAUUAAAGUGUGUAAAACUCCUUUGUAAUACAAGUUCAAGAAUCUAAAAAUCUGUCUAUGAUUACUUUAGAAUCUAUGCUAGAAAUUGUAAAUGAACCUCUGUUCUUAAACUAUAAAAAAAUUUAGACACUAGCAUUGAUAAAAUGCAGCUGCACUUUCGACCCUCACUGUACAUCGUACAAUAUUGAAUACUAAGAUAUUUUGUUUUUAAUAGUGAUGAUAAUAACAAUUCUUUAUAUAUUUCAAAAUGUAACAAAGUUCUUUAGUAUGAGAUUUCUACUUGUCAUUGUUUAUUUGCAUUAACUUCUUCCAAUUACCAUAAUUUCGUUCCUAAAACUAUUAUUGAUAUUUCUUCUAUUUCUAAAAUUGUGUAUAAAAUACUAAGUUAACAAUGAAAUAAAUUCAUAAGAGUAUCGCUAUUUCUAGAUACCAAAAAAACUUAUUAGUAUGGACCAUAUAUUAUAUAUUUGACUGGGUCAUCAUCCUUAGUAAAUUUACGAACAGUAAAGAAGUUAUGAUACAUAAACUAUACGACAAAGAAACUGAAUUUGAGCUGCUAUUGAAUGAUAAUAAAAUUAACAGUAGACUGUCAUCAAGUUAAUUCAAGUGUCCUCCGUGCGCAGAGAUAGUUUCCAUACAAAUAAUUAAAUUGCUCUGAGUACGUUAGUUAAUUCAAUAAACUGAUUUGAAUUUAAAUUGAUUUUUUUAUGAACCAAACCAAAUUGGUGUUGUUAUGCUGGAAAUGCUCGAUCUUAAUUCCAUAUUCUUAUUACAGGAAAGUACAUUUGAUAAUAAUAUCCUCUUAAAAUAUUUGUAAAUAACACAACAUCGUAUUAGGUAUCUAUUUGUCUGUCUGUAUUAGCUAACAAAUUUAGUGAAUAACAAAAAUUAAAUACAUAAAUAUCAGAAAAAAAAUUAUGAAGCCACAAUUCUAUUUUUUAAACUAAAAUUCUAUCAUAGGUUGUUCUAAAUUAAGCAAUAAAAGAACGUAAUUUUAAAGACAUUAAAUAAUAAUGUACUAGGUAAAUAUAAUUGAAAAUGAUUUACAUAAACAUAUAAAAAGGUUUUUUACCUAAGUAAUAAUUUUAAUACUUAGUUGGCAUAUUAAAGUAGAUGCAUUACAGCCCCAUACUUUUUGUGUAUUUUUUGCGCAAACUGUUUGCGCAGUUUACUGUACUUUGCUUAAAGUUCGCAUUCCUAAAGCGCCAUGUUCACAUUUCUCAGUGAGUAUAGUAAGAAGUAGUUAAAAGUAGUAGACUACUCUACUCCUAAUCUAUUACAAUUUAGCUUUAGUUAAAUAAUGUCAAUAUUCUGGGCUCAAAAUUCGCAACGUAACACUCGCUUUUUUAUGAAUAAGUUAAUUGCAAAGGCUUUCAAUUACAAUCGUUAGCGAAGGUAUACGUUUCAGCUGUGGUUUUUGGUAGUAAAAGACGAUAAUCUAUGAAAGCUUAAUAGCUCAGAUUUUACCAAAGACUUGAACUAAGUGCUAGGGAUAUUGCAAGCACUUGUGUUUAAGAGUCACUGUCUUGAUCAGAUCUGAUAUCACCUUUACGCUAUCUUAAAAAUAAUCAAAAUAAUUGUGCAUAUCUGUAAACUGCUAAGAACCACGUUGGCGUACAUUAAUUAUUAUUCUACAAUCUUUAAGAGAUAAUAAUUAUGAAUUAUAGUAACAGAAACAUGAUUGAUUCAGGUAGCUUGCAACUGGCUGAUAUUGAAGUCAUUCAGGGAGGCUUAUGUUCGGUGGUUGUUUUGUAGCCAAUGAUUAUGAUGUUUUCGAUGUAAUAGCGGUAACACAACUCACAAACAGAAAGCUGAAAUUGAAAGGACGAAUUCCAUUUUGUACUCACUACAUGGUAAAAUGAUCACAAUAUGGUGUAACUAGUCUUGUCUCGAAAGAAAUGAUAAGAAAACAAGAUGUUUUAUACUUUGACAUUACCUAAGAAUAAGAUUAACAUAGGAAACUAUAGAUAUAAGAAUUGUGUCGUAAUUAAUUCAAACUAAUUUCCGCCCUAAUCGGACACGCUGCAUACAACGAUGAUAAUAAUAAUACUUAUUGCUAUUACAAGUUUAUUGUAUAAAUGCC